AUGAAGAUAACGUCCUUCUCAACCCUCCUGGCCCUCUCGGCCUCCCUGCCCAGCGCGUCGGCGUACUGGCUCAUGGGGAUUAAGAACUUCAUCACCACCGAGCGCCUCGACCCGAUCGUGAACCCAGGCGCCGUGUCCGGGCACGUCCAUUCCGUCGUCGGCGGGAGCAACUUUGGGUUCACCGCCUCCACCGCGUCCUUGCUCAAGUCGGACUGCACGUCCAUACCGAUCAAAGAGGACAAGUCCAACUACUGGUUCCCGCACCUCUACUUCCAGUGGAAGAACGGGAGCUUCUCGAGCGUCGACGGUGGCGCGGUCAUCUACUACCUCUUCGAUGACAAGCCGGGCACGACCACCGCAUUCCCGCCCGACUUCCGCAUGAUCAGUGGAAGCCCCACCCUGCGCACGUACGACGCCAACAGCUACGCACAGCAGGCAAUCGACUUUUUGUGCCUCGACUUCAACGGGCAGACGACGAAGCAUACGAGCUUGCCGGAGAAGAGGUGCCCGAGUGGUAUUAGGUCACAGAUCAAUUUCCCUAGCUGCUGGGACGGGAAGAACGUCGACUCGCCGUCGCACAAGUCGCACGUUGCGUUCAAGUCGGGCGGCCCCGACAAGGGCAAGUGCACAGAUCCGAACUUCCCGGUCGAGCUCCCCCGUAUUUUCCUCGAGGUCUAUUGGGGAUCGGCCAAUUUUGACUCGAUACGGGACCAGGCGAUGAACCCGAACCAGCCGUUUGUCUUCGCCCACGGCGACCCAACAGGCUACGGGAACCAUGCGGACUUCUUCAAUGGAUGGGAGCCCGGCGUCCUCCAGGGAGCUGUUGAUGGCUGCACCUGCAACAUGUACGGCGAUCCCACCUGCUGUGCCCAGAAAGGACUUUUCACUCUGGAGAAGGACACCAAGUGCUACAUCACUAAAUCCAUCGAUGAGCAAACUACCGGCACCGUUCCCAAGCUCCCCGGGAACAACCCCGUCCAGCCAGCUGGCACGCCAGCGAAGAUGUAUCAGGCCGACACAACCCCUGGGAUCAUUUCUCCUGUGUAUGUGUACACAAGCAAGCCCACUGCGACAGGCCAGGUUGUCAUUCCGCCGAGCACCGCCGCUCCCACCAUCGUAGCACCACCACCCCCUUAUCCGACGCCCUCAAGUUCGAGUUCACCGCUGUCGUUGUCGUCUGCUACGCUCGCACCAGUUUCAACGGUAGCGACUUCGUCGAGCGUUCCUCCUCCUGUGGCCACGGUCUCUUCGACGCUCGUCGUAAUACCAUCGUCCUCUGCUCCGGUUGGAUCUUCCAGCGUUUACGACUACCCCUCUAGCGUCAUUACGACUUCCUCGACUGCAGUUUCUGUCGCCCCAUCUAUCAUCACCUCGAUCUUGUCGUCCAUUGUCUCCGCCGUGCCUAUCUCCUCUACCUACGUUCUUUCCUCCACUUCUGCCACCUCCGUCACAUCUGCGGCAGCGGUUACAUCUUCGUCCCCCAUCGGCGUGCCGAGCGCUGGGCACGGACACGGACACGGACCGAAGACGACAUACACCCACACGUACGUCGCCCCGACCACGACGAGUCGUCUGGCGCAGGUUACGCGCUCGACCGCACCGCCGUAUGUCGUGCCCACGCCUAUCAACGCAGGCGCCCCAGGGAAGACGUGCAAGAAGAAGAACUACGGAAAGCAUUACUCCAAGGGUCACUAUCAUAAGAGACAGCGGCUUUCUUUUGAUUUUGAUGAGGGUGUUUUCUGA
This is a messenger RNA of Cyclocybe aegerita, 1743 nucleotides long. The record is from the annotation of a GenBank genome assembly. Lineage: Eukaryota; Fungi; Basidiomycota; Agaricomycetes; Agaricales; Hemipholiotaceae.